AUGGCACUCAGGAUACAGUACCGCAACCUGCUGCGGACGGCCCAGUGCCAGAAACCCGCCGCCGACCUACCCGCCAGGUCUUUCCCGGCGAAACCCUCCCUGCUCGCACCCCGACACCGCCAACAGCAACCCUUCUCGACCUCCCUCAACAAACGGCAAGAACCGCGACAACCUCCCGUCCCCGAACAGCCAACUGCCAUUGUACCACCAGCGCCCGUAGAUCCCUCCCUCGCAAGACCACCAGCAACCCCAUCCCCACCACCCCCUCCGACCGAUCCCAAGCAACCACCGCAACCCCAACCCCAACAACCAAAGAAGCCCUCCCGCCUCGUCCCGCGCCUAAUCUUCGCGCUCGCCUUCACGCUCGCCGGCGGCCUAGGCGGCUCCUCUUUGCGCCUGGCCCUCUCCCCGCCCGACCCCCCCGCACCAGCAACAGCCGAAGACGCCUACACGACCCGCGUGCUGCACGAGCAGGCGGCCAAGCUACCCGUAGUCCAACAGCUGAACGCCGACGCGGCCACGUGGGAGUCGUGGGACGCGUACGAGUCGCUGCCCGCGGCGCACCGCGCGCAGCACAUCACGGCGGGCGCGCUGGCCGGGUCGCGCGGCGUGGGCGGGUACCAGCGGGUGUGGUGGAACCGGCGGACGGGGGAGUUGGUGAGUGUGAUCUUUUUUGGGAGUGCGACGACGGGCUGGCCGGGCGUCGUGCAUGGGGGCUGUCUGGCGACGGUGUUGGAUGAGAGUUGUGGGCGGGCCGCGUUCAAGGAUGUCGAGUGGGGUGGGCGCACGGGCAUGACGGCGAAGUUGGGGUUGGAGUAUAAGAGGAUUACCAUGGCGAAUGGCUUCUAUGUGGUGCGGGUGAAAGUGCGCGGGGAGGAGGAUCUGCCCGAGCGGGAGAGGGGGAAGCGGCAUUAUAAAUGCUGGGUGGAUGCGCAGGUGGAGGAUGCGGUUACUGGGGCGGUCACGGUCACCGCGGAGGCGUUGUUUGUGGGCGGGCAGGGGAAGAAGAAGGUUAAUGGUGGCGGGGCGCUAGUUGAGACAGGGCAGCAUGUGAAAUUUUGA
Chaetomium fimeti is the source of this 1062-nucleotide messenger RNA. Its product is annotated as HotDog domain-containing protein. The coding region runs from base 1 to 1062 and encodes 353 amino acids. The transcript has a single exon. NCBI's taxonomy places the organism in Eukaryota, Fungi, Ascomycota, Sordariomycetes, Sordariales, Chaetomiaceae. The record is from RefSeq and is a predicted model, not a curated record.